AUGACCCCCUCCCCUCGGGAGCGGGUCCCUCGAGCCUGUGAACAUUGUCGCGCGCGCAAAAUCAAGUGUAAUGGCGAACAGCCUUGUAAUGCUUGCUCACGAGAUCCGCAACGAUGUGCUUAUCGAACGGGGCACAUUCGCAAGAGGAAAAGCCGCCAACCGAAAGAGGCUCCUCGGGCGCCAGCAGCGCUGUUACCGGCCACCACGCAGUCUCCAAUACCGACGGAAUGGUCGCCGUCGGUGACACUAAUGGACGAUCCGGUCCAUUAUAAACGACAGCAUGAACUCAGGGCUGGAAUCGGUGUGUGCAACCCGGAGACGGGAAAUUUCCAAUUCUACGGUCCUUCGUCGGGGUUCGCUUUUCUGCAACGGAUCUACCAGCGUAUUAACAAAUCUUCGUCCAACCAGUCGCUACUGGCGCGUCAAAGCUGCUCCGUGCCAGAUGCAUUGCACAAAUGGGGCAUGGAGCGAUUCAUGUUUGCCGCCGACACGGAUGGUGACCUUCGUCUAGCCCAAUUGCGGACGGAGGCUUUUCUCCCCCAAGCUUUAGGCGAAAGAUUCAUCGAGGCCUAUUUCAAGAUUAUUCAUCCGCAGAUGUCGGUGCUUGUGCACUCGGAGGUCAUGGAAACAUGGACUCAAAUGUGGGAGUUCCCAGUGCGAGGUCGCAAGCUGAAAAACCAGGAGAUCUUGUUCAUGGUGCUGGCUCUUGGGGCUCGUGUCGUCAAUCUGAAGGAUAAGGAGCCCGAGGCACGUGUCGAAGGCUGGGCUGAGCAUUUCUCCAAUCGCGCAGCCGAAGGGCCGAUCUUUUUGCAGGAACCAAGUGUAAAGGGAAUGCAUCUGAUGCUGUUGAAGGCUAUGUAUUCUCUGCAACUAAUGCGACAAAACGAUGCCUAUCUUUAUCUUGGUCACGCAACACGGAUUGCUAUGGUGCUGGGCUUGCAUCGCUCACAAGUGACGGACGGACGAGAACCACAUAUGCAUCGACUUCGACUCACCUUUUGGACCGUAUUCGUCUUUGAACGCAUCUCAUCUAUGUACAUGGGUCGCCCCUCUGCCCUCUCUGAUAACCAGAUUGACACGGCAUAUCCCGAGAAUUUUCCGUGCAACAAAAACGAAAACAUCUAUCAAGCACCAUCCAUUGAAUGCGCUUGGGUGCGAGCCAUGGCCGAGAUCGGAAAGCUCGCCGACCGAAUAUCGGUGGAUAUUUACUCGCCUGCUAGCAUAAAAAGCAUCGCCGACCUGGCUACAGUUAAUAACACUAGCUUGGAAUGCGACACAGCCCUCCAACGCAUCAGCACUUCGCUCCCAUCCUAUCUUCACUUCUUUGACGAGAACGUUCCUAUCGGCGAGGAUUGGCAGGAAAUCCAAAGGAUCAGUCUCGGAUUUAGUUACUACGUUCUUCGGAUGCUGCUAUACCGACCGGCACUAGUCCUGACGACUUUCUUCUCGAGCCCUGCAGAAGCGCAACAGACUGCGGUCUGUGGAGUUGACAUUCAAGCAUGCAUUAACGCCUCGACAUCUGCCGCUCGCAACUUGGUCAACUUAGCGCACGAUGUAUAUUUCCGCCGCUUCCCAGACAUUCGAUAUGAUGGGGCACUUGCAUCGUUUCUCGUCUCGGCGACGAUGACCAUGUUAUAUGACGUAUUAAACCUUGGGACGGAGCCGGACCGUGCGCGACAGACCUUUGCCGUCGUUGAAAAAGGCAUUCAAUGUCUUGACGAGAUUGAGCACACCGGAUACACAACAGGUAAAGUGCUUAGUAUGGAUUUGAUGAAGGUGGCCAAGCAAGCGGUACAAGCGGCAGAUCCUGUCAUCGAUACGAAUCAGGUUUUGGUCGAUUCGUUUCCAUGGCUAGAUAACUGGACCCCCGGAACCACUACCACCGACCCCAGUGCCCAACAAACUCCUUAUGUGUUCCCGCAGGACGGGACGUUUCCUGGGAUUGGCACACUUGCCGCCGACACAGCAAUGUUAACUGGAGGAGAAGUGAACUUCCUCUGGUUGAACAAUGGUCUUGAUCCGAGCACAAUCCCAGGAUGUUUAUAUUAA
Messenger RNA from Aspergillus affinis, 2049 nucleotides. RefSeq names its product Zn(II)2Cys6 transcription factor. Bases 1 to 2049 code for a protein of 682 amino acids. The record is from RefSeq and is a predicted model, not a curated record. Gene Ontology annotation, biological process: regulation of DNA-templated transcription; DNA-templated transcription. NCBI's taxonomy places the organism in Eukaryota, Fungi, Ascomycota, Eurotiomycetes, Eurotiales, Aspergillaceae. Gene Ontology annotation, molecular function: zinc ion binding; DNA binding; DNA-binding transcription factor activity, RNA polymerase II-specific. The transcript is spliced from 4 exons.